AAUCCAACAUGGACGACAAGCCGGCUAAAAAAUCAAGGAAAAGAAAACGGCCAAAAUCAGUUUCUGAACCAGUAAAGAAGAGAAAAAAAAGUAAGGAGAAGAGUGAGAAGGAAGUGCAGAAGCCAAAGAUUAUCCCUCAUGCACAUCAGUUGUUCAGGGUUGGAAAAAACACCAAAGAAAGAAUUAAGAUCUCAAAAUUAGCAGAUCUGAUUUUCUUUGCAUCCCUACGAGAUGUUGAUCCCAGAUGCCAGUCCUGUCAGUCCUGGUGUCAGAUAGAAGGUGCUGAUAAAGUCCACAAAGUCAUCAUCAUUCUUGUCAGUGGUGUGGGAGCAAAGGAAUUUAUUGAAAAUAAAGAUUGUUUUCCCAAAUGUAGCAGCUUCUUUGAGUUGGGCUUAAACACCAAAGCAUCAGGAACAGACUUUAGUGUCAAACUUCCUCAUGAGAGCUUACUUUUUGUUGAUAUGCCAAAGAAAGAGUUAAAGAAAUUGAGGAAAAGGCUGGAAAAGACUAAAUUUGGUAGAGAGGAUUACAAAUUAACUCUGGAGGAGAUGCAUGAAAAUAACUUUCCACUGCCAAGUGCUGUCAGUGACAAGAAUGGGGAAACAGAACAUGAUGGGUUUAUUUCAACUAAACCAUUUAAGAAGUCUAAGAAAUCUCCAGAGUCACCAAUGUUUGCAAUCGAUUGUGAAAUGUGUAAGUCAUCACUUGGAAAGGAACUCACAAGAAUAUCAUUGGUUGAUGAAUCAUGUAGGGUGGUUUAUGACACACUUGUAAAACCACCCAGGCCAAUAGUGGACUACAAAACAGAGUUUAGUGGAAUCACUGCAGAAAUGCUGGAGAAUGUAACUACAACGUUAACUGAUGUUCAGAAACAUUUGAUAGAUAUUCUACCAGCAGAUGCCAUUCUUUUAGGGCAUUCACUAGAGUUUGACCUCAGAGCCCUUAAGCUCUAUCACACAAGAGUGAUCGAUACUUCUCUCCUUUAUGGAGACUGUCAAGGAGUACCUUUGUUUAAAUCAUCAUUACGGAAUCUUGCUCGUCAGCAUUUAAAGAAGGAUAUUCAGAAUGGAGAAAGUGGUCAUUGUUCAAUAGAAGAUGCAAGAACCUGCAUGGAAUUAGUUCAGCUUAAAAUUAAAAAUGGUCCUAACUUUGGAAAAACCUUGUCAGGAAAGGAAGGAUUUUUCAAGCGAAUUGAACGUAGUAGGAAAAGAGGAUCCAUCCUAGAUUUUCCUGGAGUAGUAAAAAAGUUUGGCAAAGGCGCAACACAUGCAGUAACUUGCACUUCAGAUGAAGAGGUAGUUUCUGGCGCGGUUAAAAUAAUGGAGUCCUCCGAUAUCGUCUGGACUCAUCUUCAUGAAGCUGAGAUGUUUUUCAAAGAGGAACAGUCGAGCAAUAAUGAAAAUCAGCAAAGAACUUUCAAGGACGUACUUCAUUCCGUGGAUUCAAGUAUCCAGCAAAUCCACGAUGCUGUGCCAAGUGACUGUUUAUUAUUAGUGGUGUUUGGUUGCAGUGAUUUAUCGCCCGUGAUAAGGCUUCAGUCAAAGACAAAAGAAGAUAAAGCCAACAGAGCUGAAUUGAAAGAAGUUGUGAGCAAGACAAAGAAUGGACUGUGCUUUCUAAAAAUUACGUAGCGGUGUUACUUUCACAAUCGAUAGCCGUGAAGCAAAAAGCCUUUUAGGAGCUUGUUGAAUAAUGACCAAGUGAACUGUUGACAAUAUUGCAAAAAUAUUCGUCAAGUCAGCUCAGAAGGCUGUUAAUGUACAAGCAUUCACCAUGAAUACUGAUUCCUUCGAGUCAGUGAUUCAUUUGCAAUCAAUUCAAGGAGAGAAAAUAACAAGGGUUUGAAUCAGACGCCGCCGAGUGAGAAAUUCAGGAUAUCCUUCAACGUUUUAUCAACAUGAGAGAACUUUACCAAACCAGUACUGCAGCGGGAAUGUGGUGGAACUAAAACUUUUUAUAUGUAUAAGCUGCCUUUACCUUAAAGCCAUUGAUAGGUUUUACAGGAACAUUUAGCAUGUUUAGUUUUAGUGAACCAGCUGGGAAAAUUCUAUUAACAUUUCAAAAGUUUUGUUUUAAAACUCCGGGCAGUCAAAGUAAACUUCUGUUGUUUGUAAACGAGUUUUAAUAAUCUUAACUCCAAUUGUGUUUUCAUAAAUUGUUUAUGAAACAACGUCUCGGAAUUUAUGCUAAAAAACAUAGCUUUCACACUGCACGUAGUUGGGAGGUAAUUGAACAUUCUCUGAGCUUCUGGAUUAAUUGUAUAAGGAGGUUUUACGGAGGGUUUUUUUUUAAUGUCAGUUUGCUUUCCCGAUGCCCAUAGGUGAAAAAUAUUUGACAUAUUUCUUUUAAGAAUGAUAUAUGUCGGCACAAUUUAUAAUUUUGUCAGCUAUUUUUCCUAAUGCACGACUCAGUCGAAAUGACGUCAAAUGGUUGAGAUCUAAGGACGUUAAAACUCGUUGAGGUUUGUGGUCAAUAAUUUGAAGGCGAAGGAUAAGCACUUUCUCAUUUUCAUUGGCUGCCAAAUUUCAUUGUGGCAUCUGAUAUUAAAUCAUUCGGAGAAACAUUUUACAUACGUGUUUGACAAAGUCUACUUUGAAUAAAUGCGAAAGGAUGUGAA
This is a messenger RNA of Pocillopora damicornis (cauliflower coral), 2617 nucleotides long. RefSeq lists its product as uncharacterized. Gene Ontology annotation, molecular function: exonuclease activity; nucleic acid binding. The record is from RefSeq and is a predicted model, not a curated record. Gene Ontology annotation, cellular component: nucleus. Lineage: Eukaryota; Metazoa; Cnidaria; Anthozoa; Scleractinia; Pocilloporidae.